Messenger RNA from Hydra vulgaris (swiftwater hydra), 1053 nucleotides. RefSeq names its product putative nuclease HARBI1. NCBI's taxonomy places the organism in Eukaryota, Metazoa, Cnidaria, Hydrozoa, Anthoathecata, Hydridae. The record is from RefSeq and is a predicted model, not a curated record.
AUGCGCCAAUUCAUACAUACGCAACUGGUUUUUGCAGAAGUUAGACGUCAAGAAAUUGCUGUCGAAAGAGCUCUCAGACGAGAAAGAAUAUUCAGAGACCAAAACAACCCACUCGAUAUUUAUGAUGACAUUGACUUAUAUAAAAGGUUUAUGUUUCGUAGAGCAUCUAUUUUCUAUUUGACAGAUUUGCUGCAAAUAGAUUUACAGCCAAAGUCAAACCAAACUUUAAUUGUGGCACCUAUUUUGCAAUUGUUAUGUGCACUUCGAUUUUAUGCAACAAGAUCUUUUCAAAUUGUGGUUGGUGACUCUACAGCAGCUUUAAGUCAACCGACUGUUUCAAGAACCAUUUGUCGAGUUUCUUUAAGUCUAGCGAAACGAAUUAAUGAAUACAUCAAAUACCCAACAAAUCAACACGUUUUAAACGAGAGCAGAGUGAAAUUUUAUGAAAUUGCAGAAUUUCCAAAAGUAACUGGCGUAAUAGAUUGCACGCAUAUUUGCAUACAGAAACCACACGAGCACGAAUAUGCUUAUGUUGAUAGGUCAUCAAAUCAUUCAAUCAAUGUCCAAGCGGUGUGUGACAACAAAGGAAAGUUCAUUGAUGUUGUUGCAAAAUGGCCUGGGAGCACACAUGAUGCAAGGAUUUUAAGAGAGUCAAAACUUGGUAAGAAAUUUAUGGAUGGAACUUUUAAAGGCUUACUUAUUGGUGAUUCUGGCUAUCCGUGUUUUCGUUGGUUGCUGACGCCCUAUUUAAAUCCAACUACAGCAUCUCAGCAUAGAUAUAAUAUUUUUUUAAGAAAAACAAGAGUUAUAAUUAAACAAGUGUUUGGAAGAUGGAAAAGACGCUUUCAUUUGCUUCAUGGUGAAAUUCGAAUGACCCCUGAAAGAACCUGUACCUUAGUUGCUGCGUGCGCAGUAUUGCACAAUUUAGCAAUACAGUUAAAUGACGGAGACAUGGAUGAAAAUCCAAUCGAAAAUGAUGAAAAUGAUAAUGAAGAUAUAGCAGCUGAAAACAAUUUCCAAUUUCGUGAUGAUUUUGCUUUGCGACAUUUUUGA